CCCAUCACAAUUUCGCAAACAUUAUUAGGCCUGCUGUGGUUACAAGUGUAUAAACCGAAAAAAACUAGAGAACAGCUAGUGCUGUGCGUCCUUGAAGGAAGUGCGUAGCUAAACUAGAUCAAGACGCAAAAAAAACCAGUUCGAGGAAACAUAGCGAUGCCGCCUCGUCGCAAACGUACAGCUGCGGCCAAGUCCACAGAUACUUUGGCAAAGAAGGCGAAAGAAGAAACUGCAGAUGAAACAAACGAUCGUAAGCAGAGUCAAGACGUCGGUGGUGGUGGGCCCUUCGUGUUCAUUGAGCACUGCAAAUCAUGAUCCGUGUUCAAGCGCAAGGCGACAGAGGUCCAUUCGGAACUGUGUGAGCUUGCGCCGGAGCAGAACUUCCAGCUUGUUCUGAAUGAAAGUGGUAAGCCGCGUCGUGGUUCAUUCGAGAUUGCCAUCGCCAAGGAGAGGGAUGGUAAACAGGUGCUGGUUUGGUCUGGGCUGCCUAAGGGGCCGCCAAGAAAGGACAAAUUCCCGGACGUGAAAAGCAUCCUCGACGACGUCCUGAAGGCGUUGAAAUAAGUUGCGUCCCUAACGCCAACUGGAUAGGUCAUUUGUACGUGCAACAACUUAUGCACUACCUUUGGGCCCGCUAUGCCGUGUGAUGAGGCUGGAGAAAACCUUAAAUGGACUCUAGUGUCUAAAGUUUUGCAUGCAGCCAAGAGGUAGGUGUAAUAAAUUGUGGUAUUUACAAACUGGUCGUCCGUGAGAAAGUACAAAUACACGAAAUACACUCAGGUAAU
Molecule: messenger RNA, 785 nt
Organism: Anopheles coustani
Lineage: Eukaryota; Metazoa; Arthropoda; Insecta; Diptera; Culicidae
Product: selenoprotein BthD-like
Exons: 2
Cellular component (GO): Golgi apparatus
Source: RefSeq, a predicted model, not a curated record